Athalia rosae (coleseed sawfly) is the source of this 2489-nucleotide messenger RNA. It is a transcript of the gene Fer1, whose product is annotated as pancreas transcription factor 1 subunit alpha. Gene Ontology annotation, biological process: developmental process; regulation of transcription by RNA polymerase II. The transcript has 3 exons. The record is from RefSeq and is a predicted model, not a curated record. NCBI's taxonomy places the organism in Eukaryota, Metazoa, Arthropoda, Insecta, Hymenoptera, Athaliidae. Gene Ontology annotation, molecular function: protein dimerization activity; DNA-binding transcription factor activity, RNA polymerase II-specific; RNA polymerase II transcription regulatory region sequence-specific DNA binding. Bases 1279 to 2058 code for a protein of 259 amino acids.
UCUAACAUAUUAGUUGCGCCUUACAACAUUGUAUCUGAUCCGGGGAGAGACCUCGAAGCACCCCAGCAAACGGCAAGUGUUUCGCACCUUUUGAUGCUCCCUUCGGUCCGUUAUCAGAUCGAUGAAUAGGCGGUGCUUCGGAACGGUGUUCCCUUGUGUUCCUACACGUUCGCCGUUUCCACCCUUCGCCCGCGAGUCGUACGGGCCGCCUCCACCACCCCUCGAUUGGAUGAAACUCCGGCGCGCAGGGAUUCGGCAGCAUAGAAUGGCUUCCAGUCUUGAAUCAGGACUCAGUGUCGCGGGGCGAUUCGCACAAUCAACUCGUGGUGCGAUAUUAUCCCUCCUCAGGGAUUCGCUGAGUCCUAUACGCUCUGUCGGCACAUCAUACUUGUAUAUACAUUCGGCAAAUCGAACGGCUCUCCGAGAUCCCCCUGCGUUCGAACCAUGCGACGGACCCGGCGAAACAAUCUGGAUUAAGACUCGAAAAGCGAGAGUGGAAUCAAACUCGCUCCUGUAAAUAUAUUCUUCCUCUUUCGUUUGUUAACAACAACAACACACGUAACGUCGACGACACGUGGACGGGCGAAGAGGGUUUUUCCCACAACACAUGAAUAAAUCGAUCGUUACAAGCAACCUUUGUGGCACCUGUGCCCCGGCUUCCGCGGGUGAUUUUGUGCGAAAGAGCGAGCAAAGUCCUACCAACGCGUGGACGGCACGCGUCAACGUUUAAAGGAUUGCCCGGAUAACGAAUCGCUGGCGCGUGUCAACGACGCGUGCGGUAGAUGAACCGUUCUCCCCUCGGGUGCGUGGCGUAACUCACGUUAAGCAAGUAAAGAAAUUCCUCAACUCGCGAGUGAUUCGAACAAUAACACCUCGCAACGCAAACUAAUUACAGCCCGCUGCUACGCAAUUUCUGUCUCCUUGAUUCACCGCGGUGAUACACAUGUUAGCCCCGAUUUUUAGUGACAUCCGGUGCAACGGGACUCGAUAAAUAAUGAUCGAGUUGUUCAUCGAAACUAUCUGUAUGCAUGUAUACGAAAGUGAAACGGUGCAAUGAUGAAACGUGAAAACUAUGGGUAAAAUGGUAACGCGGUCCAGUAUAUCGUAUUAAUCGAGAUUUCUUCCGACUUUUCAUAUUUCUAUCGACACUCUUGACCCUGGAAGAAUCGAGUGCGAGUUUCGGUCGCUAUAGACUCGAUUCAAUAUACGUAACAGCGCACGUAUAACAAUAUAAAUUUAGCACCGUUGUCGUUCGCGGUGAAUAACGAAUCAGCUGAAAUGUAUUCGAUCGAUAAUCUUGAUCUGGACAUGAUGAACAGACAGUACAUGUACGAGGCUCACAGUUUUCUUGGAAAUCCAGCCAUCCCGUCGUUACAACCGCACUGCGGACCCCCGACGACCGCCUCGUUGGUACCGAUUCCUCCUCACAAUCAGAUUCCUUCGCAUCCCCCCGGAAGUACGGGGAGCACGAGCGGAAGCGACUUAUACCUUUACGAUGAAAACAGCAGCGACAUCGAAAGUGCGUACAGUAGCGAUCAGGAAAAUCACACGAGAGAGCGAAGUGGCAGGACCCGACGGACGGGUGGUUCGUCGUCCGGAGGAAAAUGUCCCCGUCAAGCGGUCCAGCAAAGGCAAGCGGCGAAUCUUCGCGAGAGACGUCGAAUGCAGAGUAUAAACGACGCCUUCGAGGGACUACGCGCUCACAUACCAACGCUGCCGUACGAAAAGCGACUUUCCAAGGUCGACACGCUCAAACUUGCCAUCGGAUACAUAAACUUUCUCAACGAAUUGGUCAGAGCUGAUAAGGGAAACGACCCUCUCGCCGGCGGAAACUUGUCGAGAUGCUCUGGGAGGGACGAUUCGAAAAAAGUUAUCGUUCGCGGUAGCGGUGGUAACCCGUUUCUCUCCCACUCGCUUUCUUGGUCGAGAAAAACGGACAUUUCACCGAACGGGAUAAUGUACGCGAAAGUUUGGACCCCGGAAGAUCCCAGAGCCAACAAAAGCGUCGGUGGGAUCACCGCCGGGGUUGGUUGCAACGUCGCAGCUUUUAUUGAGUAAAAUUCAAUUUUAUCCUACUUGUAUAUAUACAUAUGUUCAUUACACAUUCAUUGUAUAUUAUAUAAAUACUGUUGGUAUACAUUGUGGAUAUACUUACAAGGUAUUUGUUGUAUAUAUUUGUACACUUUUUCACCGAUCAAGGAUUUAGCAGGAGCAUGGAGUUUAUUUUUCAAACGUGCAAAUAAUUGCAGCGUAUACAGCGUAUACUAUGUACUUGUAUAGGUAUACGUGUAUACAGCGAAUGUGAAAAUUGAUUGUGCAUUAGUCAGAAAGGUAUCUGCAUGCACGUCGCGUAUAUUAAAAUAAUUGUGCCGCACUUUUCCUUUGGAACUGAAAGUACGAAAGAAAUGCAUCUAUAUGUAUACGUACAUACGGGAUUUCGAGUCCAAUUUCAAGGAUUGAUUUUUACGUGGACACGUGUUUCGUAAAUG